AUGCAACAGCAGGCAUCAAUGGGCUCAAGGCAGAGGGCAAAGGGGUACUACAUAUUCAUCAGAAGUGAUGGAAUUACUCAGUUGGGUCCAAAUCCACUGGAGCUUCUUGUUCCACUGAAACAUGAUUUGUGGCUGGCUAUUAUGUUUACUUUAUUUGCCUAUACCAUUGUCAUGGGAGGUAUAUUUUAUCUACAGAGGAAACCAUUAUGUGAUGCUAUCUUUUCAGUCAUUGGAGCAUUUGUUCAGAAAUAUGAUGAAACUACUAGUUACCACCACAGGAUCACAUCAGAACAAUGCCUACGAUUUGCAGCUUAUAUCACAGGGUCUGUCUUGCUAUCAGCGUAUUCUGCAGGGAUUAUCUCCAUACUUACUGUCAGCGAGCAAAAGCUACCAUUUCAGAAUUUUGCUGAAAUUGAACAGGAUGGUUCAUAUAUGCUGAGCGUCACUGGAAACUCCUUCGAGUAUGAUUUUUUUAAGCUGUCACAGCAAAUGCUCCUGCAAAAGUUGUUCAGUAAACAAAUGGACAUUCAUAAUCCACCAAGAACAAAACCUGAAGGUCUAUCUAGAGUGUGCACAGAAAACAAGUAUGCCUUCCUGUCAACUGAUCUGUCCAUACAAAGCUCAUGGAAUCAUCAAAACUGCAAUGUUAUAGCAGUUCCAAUUGAUAUGUUCCGCUGUACUCUUGCACUGAUAUUAAGAAAAAACAGCCCAUAUAUUGGAGCCAUGAAUUUCCAGUAA
Messenger RNA from Schistocerca piceifrons (Central American locust), 738 nucleotides. RefSeq lists its product as uncharacterized. Lineage: Eukaryota; Metazoa; Arthropoda; Insecta; Orthoptera; Acrididae. The record is from RefSeq and is a predicted model, not a curated record. The coding region runs from base 1 to 738 and encodes 245 amino acids. The transcript is spliced from 4 exons.